Molecule: messenger RNA, 793 nt
Organism: Cicer arietinum (chickpea)
Lineage: Eukaryota; Viridiplantae; Streptophyta; Magnoliopsida; Fabales; Fabaceae
Product: histidine-containing phosphotransfer protein 1-like
Biological process (GO): phosphorelay signal transduction system; cytokinin-activated signaling pathway; phosphorylation
Cellular component (GO): nucleus; cytoplasm
Molecular function (GO): histidine phosphotransfer kinase activity; protein histidine kinase binding
Source: RefSeq, a predicted model, not a curated record
UUAUAUAAACCUUAGGUAAUGUGUAUCUAACUAAGAUAUCAAAGUGACUUACUAAAAGCUGAGACUAGUAAUGGAUGGUAUUGUGGUUCAGCUUCAGAAGCAACUUUUAGAUUAUAUUUCUUCCUUAUUUCAUGAGGGAUUUCUAGAUGAUCAAUUUAACCAACUUGAACAACUUCAAGAUGAAAGCCACCCAAAUUUUGUUGUUGAAGUGGUUACUCUCUUUUUUGAUGAUGCAGAGAGGCUUCUUAAUGAGCUUACUACAACACUAGGCCAACAAAAUAUUGAUUUUAAAAGGUUGGAUGCUCAUGUUCACCAAUUGAAGGGUAGCAGCUCCAGCAUUGGUGCAGAAAGAGUUCAUAAAGCCUGCAUUUCCUUCCGCAACUUUUCCACGGAGCAAAACAUUGAAGGGUGUUUGAAAAGCUUGCAACAAGUAAAACAUGAGUAUUCCUUGGUGAAAAACAAGCUUGAGACUCUCUUCAAGAUGGAGCAGCAGAUUUUGGCAUUACGAGGAUCAGGUUAAUUUCAAGGUAGUGUGAUUAUAAGAGGCAGUGAUGUUUGUUGCAAUUGUGAUAUGCAAACAAAACCACCAUCUAUGUGUUGUGUUGUGUUUUAAAGUUGUUUAUGAUUUUGUCAUGUGGAUCUUGGUCUUUAAAUUGGAUUUUAUCAUUUAAAGCCAGAGUUGAUCCAUAUUUGGUCCAAAAUCAAUGUGAAUAACGCAUGUUUCUGUGGUUUACAAAUUACAGAUAAAAUGUGCAAUAUUAACUAACUGUCUUUAUCUUUGCUAACUAAUUAA